AUGGGCUCAAAUAAAUUACAGAAUUACAAUCCAUGGAACGUACCCCAGAUGCCUGAGGGUAUAAAGUCCCUGUUUGAGGGCCAGGAAGUAUUUGUGGUGGUAGACGACACAAAAGUAAGAGUUCGGAAGGAAGAAAUAUCUACCGAAGGCAAUUGCAAAAGGGAGGGAAUCAUUAGAGACAUCCCCUUGAUUGAAAUACGUUCUCUACAUGUGAAAAACGAUGAGGGAUUCUUCUUGAAGUUAAGGUUGCUUGAGGAGACUAUCAUAUUCAAGUUUGAUAGCCACCAUUCUAGAGAUAUUAUCAAGUCAAUGAUCCUUUCGUUUAUGAAGACUGAUCAGGACGUGAUAAGGAAAAUCUUGGAGUCGGAUCCUGCUGUAAAGACAAUGUUUAACAAUCUAAAACAAUGUAUUUCCUCUUCCAAGUUCUGGACAAUCAACAAGGACAGGAUGAGACAGAUGAUGCCUAUAGUUCGGCAGCAGCCGUCAAGAGAAAUAGAGGUUGACGAAAAGACUUUUAUCUCUUCGCUAGACCCUGUGCUUCUAAAUAUAUUUGGACAAAUGAAUUGCUCCGUAAACCAAUUUUAUAAUCUUCUUAGGCAAUCAUACUUUUGUAACACCAAGAAUGAAAAGAACAGCCUUGACCGGAUGAUUAACUCGGCAGUAAGAGAUUAUGAGGUCCGGCAGGAUUUUGCUUCAAGAAUCAACACCCAUUCUGUUCUGGCUCUAAAACCUAUAGAAGAUGUGGAAAUUCGUCCAAGCACAAAAGAGGGAAGGAAGGUGGAGUUUCUCCCCAUAUAUCCAUUUGAGGAGGAGAAGCCAGAAAAGCCAAGGAGAGAGUUCCGGUUUGAUAGACACCCGCUAAAGUGUGAAUUGGAUCUUGAGAUUGUACCUAUGACAGAGAAGAAGAUGUUUGAAAAGAAAGAUCUUGUCUGGAUCAGAGACUUGUCGAAAGUUGUGUACAAAUCAAUGAAGGAGGAAGAUGGAGCAUUUCUGGACGAAGUAUCCGAAAUCACCAAAAGAUUUCUGGAUAAUAUGGAAAGGAAGUAUGGGAAAGGAUGUGAUGUUUACCUCAAAAGAAUUCUUCCAACUUAUUUUAUUGAGGGGAAGAACAAAUGA
Messenger RNA from Encephalitozoon intestinalis ATCC 50506, 1116 nucleotides. RefSeq lists its product as uncharacterized. The transcript has a single exon. Bases 1 to 1116 code for a protein of 371 amino acids. The record is from RefSeq and is a predicted model, not a curated record. NCBI's taxonomy places the organism in Eukaryota, Fungi, Microsporidia, Unikaryonidae.